Molecule: messenger RNA, 1059 nt
Organism: Caenorhabditis bovis
Lineage: Eukaryota; Metazoa; Nematoda; Chromadorea; Rhabditida; Rhabditidae
Source: the annotation of a GenBank genome assembly
AUGUCGGACGCUAAAAAGAAAGCAGUCGCCGCUGAAUUGGCAGCGAAAAAUCUCGCACAAAUACAGAAAAUUGACCCAUGUGCAUCGAAAAUCCUCGAUAAAGUUGCACACACAGCACUCUACAAAUUUAAUAAAGAGAAGAAUCAGUGGGAAAAAACGGAUAUUGAUGGAACCAUGUUUAUCUAUUCAAGAGUUGACCGACCACUAUACAGUAUAAUGAUCGCCAACCGACAAUCUCCAGAUGAUUACAUAGAGCCGAUUACAGCCUCUCUUCAAAUCAAUGUUGAUAACAAUUACCUGUUUUUCUGCAAAACUGACGGUACUAUUAACGGACUUUGGUUUUAUGAUCAAAAAGACACUAAACGAAUUGCGGGUCUUGUACAGAAACUAAUCGAGAAAGUUGAAAAAUCGCAAGAAUCGGGUUCGCCGAAAUCGUCAGCCGCUACUGCUCAAGCAGCACAAUCUAUCGAUGAUCGAAGCGCACAGCUGAUGAAUCUCAUACGCGGUGGAAAACAUAACGCCAUCAAACAACCAACAACGCCUAAAAAAGAUCCUCCAAGCGAAUUCUCGACACCAAAAACUCUGAUGGAAACGCCAACAUCAUCAAUAUCUCGUACUUCGUUAAAACCAGAUCCUACCCCAGUGCUUCCAGUUCUUCUACAGAAGCUUAUGGUUCAGGAGCAACCAAGGAAUUUACUCAAAGAGCCGGGAGCAGUAGUUAGUGCUGACGAAUUAGAGAAAGAUUUGCUGAAAACCGCACGACCGAAACAAACACAAUUUGCCGACUUUAUCAAUUCUCCAUCGGCAGUUUCAUUGAACGCAUUUUCAACAAAAUCGGUACACGGAAGCGAGGGCGGAGAUUCGUAUGAUGUAUGUUCCAAAGAAACAAAUGAAAAUGUUGAAGCCUCAUUUGUAGUUGGAUCCGGCUCAAAUACGCCGCCUUUAAAUAAAGAACAGUUUGCUUCGGCUCUUAUAUACAUGUUUCAAAACGAUGAUCAAUUUGUUUCGCAACUUCAUCAAGCUUACGUGGAUUCUCUCAACCGACGAUUUCGACUCUAA